Messenger RNA from Oryctolagus cuniculus (rabbit), 9817 nucleotides. RefSeq names its product centromere protein E (gene CENPE). Gene Ontology annotation, molecular function: ATP binding; microtubule binding; microtubule motor activity. Gene Ontology annotation, biological process: microtubule-based movement; mitotic cell cycle. Gene Ontology annotation, cellular component: microtubule. NCBI's taxonomy places the organism in Eukaryota, Metazoa, Chordata, Mammalia, Lagomorpha, Leporidae. The record is from RefSeq and is a predicted model, not a curated record.
CGCGGCUCAAUCGGACGCGGCGUUUGGGAAAUUUUAAACUUGAAGGCGGGGCGGCUCUCGGCCUAGAAGCUCCUGCCAAGCGGAGCGUCUUCACCGUCCUUUGGAGACGCGGCCUGGCGGGAUGGCGGAGGAAGCAGCCGUGGCCGUCUGCGUGCGAGUGCGGCCGCUCAACAGCAGAGAAGAAGAACUUGGUGAGGCUACCCAAGUCUACUGGAAAACUGACAAUAAUGCUAUUUAUCAAGUCGAUGGGAGUAAAUCCUUCAGUUUUGAUCGUGUCUUUCACAGUAAUGAAACCACGAAAAAUGUGUAUGAGGAAAUAGCAGUACCAAUCAUUGACUCUGCCAUACAAGGCUACAAUGGUACCAUAUUUGCCUAUGGGCAGACUGCUUCAGGAAAAACACACACAAUGAUGGGUUCAGAAGACUGUUUGGGAGUUAUACCCAGGGCAAUUCAUGACAUUUUCCAAAAAAUUAAGAAGUUUCCUGAUAGGGAAUUUCUUCUGCGUGUGUCUUACAUGGAGAUAUACAAUGAAACCAUUACAGAUUUACUCUGUAACACUGAAAAAAUGAAGCCUUUAAUAAUUCGGGAGGACAUCAAUAGGAAUGUAUAUGUUGCUGAUCUUACCGAAGAAGUUGUUUACACAUCAGAAAUGGCUUUGAAAUGGAUAACAAAAGGAGAAAAGAACAGACAUUAUGGAAUUACCAAAAUGAAUCAAAGAAGCAGUCGUUCUCAUACUAUUUUUAGGAUGAUUUUAGAAAGCAGAGAAAAAGGCGAGCCAUCUAAUUGUGAAGGGUCUAUCAAGGUUUCCCAUUUGAAUUUGGUUGAUCUUGCAGGCAGUGAGAGAGCUGCUCAAACAGGAGCUGAAGGUGUACGACUCAAGGAAGGCUGCAAUAUAAAUCGAAGCUUAUUUAUUUUGGGGCAAGUGAUCAAGAAACUUAGUGAUGGACAAGUUGGUGGUUUUAUAAAUUAUCGGGAUAGCAAAUUAACACGAAUUCUCCAGAAUUCCUUGGGAGGAAAUGCAAAAACACGUAUUAUCUGCACAAUUACUCCGGUGUCUUUUGAUGAAACGCUUACUACUCUCCAGUUUGCCAGCACUGCUAAAUAUAUGAAGAAUACUCCUUAUGUUAAUGAAGUGUCAAGUGAUGAAGCUCUCCUGAAAAGAUAUAGAAAAGAAAUAGUGGAUCUUAAAAGACAAUUAGAGGAGGUAAAUAUAAAGACUCGGGCCCAGGAAAUGGAGAAAGACCAACUGGCUCAACUUUUGGAUGAAAAAGAUCUGCUUCAAAAAGUACAGGAUGAGAAAAUUCAAAACUUAACACGGAUGCUCGUGACCUCUUCUUCCCUUACAUCACAGCAGGAAUUAAAGGCUAAAAGAAAGAGAAGAGUUACUUGGUGCUUUGGCAAAAUUAACAAAAUGAAGGACUCAAACUACGUAAAUGAAUUCAAUUUGCCAAAAAAUGUAACAACAAAAACAAAUAAGACAGCCAUGCCUGCAUUAGGAGAAAUUGAUGAAUCACUCUGUUUAGAAUCUGAUAUCUUCAGCAACACCCUUGAUACAUUGACUGAGAUGGAGUGGAACUCAGCAACGAAGAUACUAAAUCAGGAAAACUUAGAAAGUGAUUUAAACUCACUUCGUGCUAAAUAUGAUAACCUAGUAUUAGAUUAUGAACAACUAAGAAGAGAAAAUGAAGAAUUGACAGUGAAAUUAAAAGAAAAGAAUGAUUUGGAUGAAUUUGAAGCUCUAGAAAGAAAAACUGAAAAAGAUCAAGAGAUGCAACUAAUUCAUGAAAUUUCCAACUUAAAGAAUUUAGUUAAGCAUGCAGAAGUAUAUAAUCAAGAUCUUGAGAAUGAACUGAGCGCAAAAGUAGAGCUGCUUAGAGAAAAAGAAGACCAGAUUAAGAAGCUACAGGAAUACAUAGACUCUCAGAAAUCAAAAAAUAUUACAAACAUGGACUUGUCGUACUCAUCGGAAAACACUGAAGACUUAAAGCAAAUGAAACAGACUCUGUUUGAUGCUGAAACUGUAGCCCUAGAUGCCAAGAGGGAAUCAGCCUUUCUCAGAAGUGAGAAUCUGGAGCUGAAAGAGAAAAUGAAAGAACUUGCUAGUACAUGCAAGCAAAUGGAAAGUGAUGUUCAGUUAUUGCAAAGCCAAUUGGAAGCAAAAAAGAAAAUGCAGGUUGACCUGGAGAAAGAAUUACAAUCUGCUUUUAAUGAAAUAACAAAACUGACCUCUCUAAUAGAUGGCAAAGUUCCAAAAGAUUUGCUUUGUAAUUUUGAAUUGGAAAAAAGGAUUACCGAUCUGCAGAAAGAAGUGAAUAAAGAAGUUGAAGAAAAUAAAGCUUUGCGGAAAGAAGUUAAUUCGCUCUCAGAAUUGAAAUCAUUACUCCCUGAGAUAGAAAUGCUGAGAAAAGAGAUAAAUGAUAAAUCUGAAGAAAUCUGUGUGAUAACAUCAGAAAAAGAUAGAUUGUUAUCUGAAGUAGUUGAUAAGGAGAGUAGAAUUCAAGGUUUACUUGAAGAAAUUGGAAAAACUAAAGAUGACCUAGCAGCUAUUCAGUUGAAUUAUAAAAGCACUAAUCAAGAAUUCCAAGAUUUCAAGACCCUUCAUCUGGAAUUUCAGCAGAAGUAUAAUACAGUCCUAGAGGAAAAUGAGAGAAUAAAUCAAGAAAUGGGAAGUCUCUCUAAAGAAGCACAAAAAUUUCGUUUAAAUUUAGAUACUUUGAAGACUGAGCUUUCUCACAAGACCCAAGAACUUAACCAAAAAACAACUGAAGGCCAAGAAAAGUUAAAUGAAAUGGAACAAUUGAAGGAACAAUUAGAAACUAGAGAUUUGCGGCUGCAAACUAUAGAAAGGGAGAAAACACUCAUUGCUGAGGAACUUCAGCAAACCUUAGAAGAAGUAAGAACAUUGACUCAAGAAAAAGAUGACCUAAGACAACUCCAAGAGAGUCUUCAAACAGAGAGGGACCAACUUAAAAGUGAUAUUCAGGAUACAGUGAAUAUGAACAUAGAUACACAAGAACAAUUACGGAAUGCUCUUGAGUCACUGAAACAAUACCAAGAAACAAUUACCAUAUUAAAAAUGAAAAUUUCUGAGGAAACAGCCAGAAAUUUGCAUGUAGAGGAAAACAUGGGAGAAACUGAAGAUGAAUUACAGCAAAAGAUGGUUGACAUAGAUAAAAACCAAAAUUUGGAUGCCCAAAAAACCAAAGCAUUGAUUGCAGAUGUUACGGACGAUGAAGCAAGUGAGCAACAGAGGAAGAUACUUUCCUUAAUACAGGAGAAAAAGGAACUCCAACAAAGGUUAGAGAAUAUUACAGCAGAAAAGGAACAGUUGAAGACCGACCUAAAGGAAAAUAUUGAAAUGACCAUUGAAAACCAGAAAGAAUUAAGAAUUCUUGGUGAUGACCUAAAAAAGCAACAAGAAAUUGUUGUACAAGAAAAGAACCGUACCAUAAAGAAGGAAGAAGAGCUCUCUAGGGCCUGUGAGAAACUGGCAGAAGUUGAAGAAAAACUAAAGGAAAAGAUUGAACAGUUCCAAGAAAAACAGCAGCAAUUUCUUAGUGUUCAAGAAGAGAUGAGUGAAAUGCAGAAAAAGAUGACUGAAAUGGAAAAUUUAAAGAAUGAAAUCAAGAACCAAGGAUUAAAAUUGGAACAAAUGGAAACAGAGAGGCUUGAGUUGGCUCAGAAACUUCAAGAAAAUUAUAAAGAAAAGAACUCUAUAACCAAGGAAAGAAAUGAUCUAAAGGAAUUACAGGAGACAUUUGAAAUAGAGAGGGACCAACUUAAAGGAUACAUAAAAGAAAUUGAAGCUACAGCCCUACAAACAAAAGAAGAACUAAAAAUUGCUCACAUGAAUCUAAAAGAACAGCAAGAAACCAUUGAUGAACUAAGAAGAAGCCUUUCUGAAAAGACAGCUCAAACGAAAAAUACUCAGAAGGACUUGGAAAAAUCCAACACCAAAUUACAAGGGAUCUUGGUGCUUCCUGAGGAACAGGAGCUACUUCCUAAUGUUAAAGAAGUCAGUGAGACUCAGGAAACAAUGAGUGAACUGCAGUUACUUAAAGAACAAUCCAAAACCAAGGAGUCCACAACACCAGCAAGCAUAGCAAUGGAAAGGUUGACUGAGAAACUCCAAGAAAGUCAUGAAGAGAUAAAAUCUCUAACGAAGGAAAGAGAUGACCUUAAGUUGAUAAAAGAAGCACUUCAGCUUGAACGUGACCAACUGAAAGAAGACAUGCGAGAAAAUUUGGCUAAAAUUCAAGAGAUUCAAGGCAAACAAGAACAGUCAUUCAGUAUGAAAGAAAAAGAUGAGACUACUAAAAUCAUGAGUGAGAUGGAAAAAUUGAAGGAAGAAUUCAAAGCCAAAGAUUCAGCACUAGUAAGAAUAGAAAUGGAAAAACUGAAGUUGUCCGAGAGACUUCAAGAAAGUCUCGAUGAAGUGAAAUCUGUGGCCAAGGAGAGAGAUGACCUGGAGAGGCUGCAAGAAGCUCUUCAGUCAGAAAGCAAGCAGCUUAAAGAAGACAUACAAGAAAUCAUAGCUAAACACCUAGAAACUGAAGAGGAACUUAAAGUUGUCCGUUGUUGCCUAAAAGAACAAGAGGAAACUAUUGAUAAGUUGAGAGUAGAUCUUUCAGCGAAGGAAACUGAAAUAUCCAGCAUGCAAAAGGAAUUGGAAAUGACCAAUGUUGAAUUACAGAAAAAGAUCCAAGAGCUUUAUGAGAAACCAGAACAACUUACUAGUGUAAAGGAAGUUUGUGAGCCUCAGGGAAAAGUGAGUGAACUGGAACAAUUCAAGGAGCUUCUCAAAGCCAAGGAGUCAACACUACAAAAUACAGAAAGUGAGAAACUUGAGUUAACCGAAAGACUUCAAAAAAGUCAAGAAGAAAUAAGAAUUAUAAUUAAGGAAAGAGAUGAGUUGAAAAGGAUACAGGAGGCCCUUCAAAUAGAAAGAGACCAACUGAAAGGAAACAUGAAAGAAAUUACAGCUAAAAUCCAAGAACUUGAAGAAAAAGAACAGCAGUAUAUUCAGGUAAAAGCUAUGAAUGAGUCUCAGGCAAAAAUGUGUGAAAUGGAACACUUGAGAGAACAAUUUGAGACCCAGAAGUCAACACUGGAAAACGUAGAAAUGCAGAAUGUACAACUGAGUCAGAAGAUCCAUGAAAACCUUGAGGAAAUGAGAUCUGUAUUAAAAGAAAGAGAUGACCUUAGGGAAAUGGAGGAGACUCUCAAAGCAGAGAGAGACCAGCUUAAGGAAAACCUAAGAGAAAUUCUAACUAAAGACCUGGAAAAACAAGAGGAACUAAAAAUUGCACACAUGCACCUCAAAGAGCACCAAGAAACUGUUGAUAAACUGAGAGAGAUUAUUUCAGAGAAGAUAGAUGAAAUAGCAAAUAUGCGGAUGGAUUUAGAAAGCUCAGAUUCUGCCUUAAAAGCACAGAUCCAAGAACUUCAGGAGAAAGAAUGUCAACUUAUUAAAGUAAAAAAUGAUCUCCGAGAAACUGUGUAUCAAACAGAGCAAUUGAAGAGGCAAUUAGAGGCCCAGAAUUCAAUUCUGGAAAGUACAGAAAUGGAGAAGUUAAGAUUGACUCAGAAACUUCAUGAAAAUCUUGAAGAAAUAAGACUUGUUACUAAAGAAAAUGAUGACCUGAAAAGAGUAAAAGAAGCCCUCAAAAUGGAACGAGACCAACUUAGGGAAUGCCUUCAAGAAACAGAAGCUAAAGAUCUGAAAAAACAAGAGGAACUAAGUAUUGCUCACAAGGAUCUGAAAGAGCACCAAGAAACUGUUGAUAAACUCCAAGAGAUUGUUUCUGAGAAGACAAAUGAAAUUGCAAAUCUGCAAAGAGAUUUAGAAAAGUCAAAUGCUAAAUUACAAGAAAAGAUUCAAGAACUUAAGACAAGUGACCAUCAACUUUUUAAGUUAAAAGAAGGUAUCAGUGAGAUGCAAAAACAACUCAAGAACCAAAGUUUAACUCUCAAUAAAAUAGAAAUGGAGAAUUUAAAUUUGGCCCAAAAACUUCAUGAAAACCUUGAAGAAAUGAAAUCUGUAAUGAAAGAAAGAGAUGAUUUAAAGAGAAUGGAGGAGAAUCUCAAACUGGAGAGAGAUCAACUCAAAGAAAACCUACAGGAAACCAUAGCUAGAGAUCUGGCAACAAAAGAGGAACUAAAAGUUGCUCAUAUGCAUUUGAAAGAUCAGCAAGAAACUAUUGGUAAAUUAAAAGAGAAAUUUUCAGAAAGGACAACUCAGAUUUCAAAUAUUCAGAGGGAUUUAGAUAAAUCAAACGAUGAAUUGCAGAAAAAGAUUCAAGAACUUCAGAAAAAAGAACUUCAACUUCUUAAAAUGAAAGACGAUGUUAGUAACACUCAUAAAAAAAUGAGUGAAAUGGAACAGUUGAAGAAGCAAUACGAGGCUCAGAGUUUAUCUGUGCAAAGUGUGGAUAAGGAUAACUUGCACUUCACUAAGAAACCUUAUGAAAACCUCGAAGAAAGCAGAACCAUAGCUAAGGAAAGCAUUGAGCUGAGGAGGAUAAAAGAGUCUCUCAAAAUGGAAAGAGACCAAUACAGAGAAAUCAUUAAAAAAAUGAUAGCUGGAGACCAACAGAACAGCAAAGAGCUAGUAGAACAUGAGAAAGUGUUAAUGGCUGAUGGACAACACCACCCUACAGAAAGCCUGAGAGAAAAAUGCUUUAGGAUAAAAGAGCUUCUAAAAGGAUACUCAGAAAUGGAGAAUCAUUAUGAGUACUUGAAUAGAAUGUCUUUUGAUUUGGAGAAGGAAAUUGAAACCCAAAAAGAGCUUUCAAUUAGAGUAAAAGCAAACCUGGCACUUCCAUAUCCACAAGCCAAACAGAUUCAAAAACUUCUUACUGCAAACCAGAGAUGUUCCAUGGAAUUCCAUAGAAUCAUGAAGAAACUUAAGUAUGUGUUAAGCCAUGUUACAAAGAUAAAAGAAGAACAACAUGAAUCCACCAAUAGAUUUGAAAUGGCUUUUAUUGAUGAAGUGGAAAAGCACAAUGAGUUGCUAAUAAAAAUACAGCAUCUUCAACAAGAUUAUGAUGUCCCAUCCAAAGACGUAAGGAUCCUCAAAUUGAACCAGAAUCUGGAUCUACAUAUUGAGGAAAUUCUCAAGGAUUUCUCAGAAAAUGACUUCCCUAGCAUAAAGGCUGAAUUUCAACAAAUAUUAAGUAAUAGGAAAGAAAUGACUCAGUUUUUAGAAGAGUGGUUAAAUACUUACUUCGAUGAAGAAAAGCUUAAAAGUGGCAUCCAGAAAGAAAAUGAUAGCAUUUGUCAAGUAAAUAACUUCUAUAAUAAUAAAAUAAUUGCUGUAAUAAAUGAAUCAACAGAGUUUGAAGAAAGAACUGCUACUGUAUCUAAACAGUGGGAGCAUGACCUGAAAUCAAUGAAGGAUAAAAAUAAAAAACUGUUUAAAGACUACCAGACUUUGAAGGUCACCUUGGCAUCUGACACCCAUAUAAACCCUAUUACACAAGAUAAUAAGAAUCCUCAUGUUACAUCAAGAGCUACACGACUAAGCACAGAGAGAAUUCAAGAGCUAGAAACUUCACUACGUGAAGCUAAAGAAAAUGCUAUACAUAAGGAAGGCAAAAUUGUAAAGAUGCAGAAAGAACUUGACAUGACGAAUGAAAUAAUAGCAAAACUUCAAGCCAAAGUUAAUGAAUCAAAUAAAUGCCUUGAAAAAACAAAAGAAAUGGUUCAAAUACUUCAGGAUAAAGUUGCUUUAGGAGCUAAACCUUAUAAAGAAGAAAUUGAAGAUCUCAAAACAAAGCUGGUGAAAAUAGACCUAGAGAAUGUGAAAAAUGCCAAGGAAUUUGAAAAAGAAAUUAAGUCUACAAAAGCCACUGUAGAAUAUCAAAAAGAAGUUAUAAGGGUAUUGAGAGAAAAUCUUAGAAGAAAUCAACAUGACCAAGAUACCUCAAUGAUUUCAGAACAUAUUGAUUCCCAGCCUUCAAAUAAACCGUUAACCUGUGGGGGUGGCAGUGGCAUUGUACAAAGCACAAAAGCACUUAUUUUGAAAAGUGAAUAUAUAAGGCUCGAAAAGGAAAUUUCUAAGUUAAAGAAGCAAAAUGAACAUCUAAUAAAGCAAAAGAAUGAACUAUUAAGCAACAAUCAUCAUCUUAACAAUGAGGUCAAAAUUUGGAAGGAAAGAACACUUAAGAGAGAGACUCAUAAAGAUGUGACUUGUGAAAAUUCUCCGAAGUCUCCAAAAGUGAUUGCAGCAGAUUGUAAAAGGAGACCAAAUAUAGCUUCUCAAUGCAAGGAGCGGAAUUUACAAGAUCCUGUGCCGAAAGAGUCACCAAAAUCUUGGUUUUUUGAUAAUAGAUCAAAGUCUUUACCAUCACCUCAUCCAGCUCGCUAUUUUGAUAACUCGGGUUUAGGCCUUUGCCCAGAGGAACAAACUGUGGGAACAGAGAAUGUAGAUCCUCAGCCAGCUCCCUGGCACACCUCCUCAGAGAAAGAUGGGCCUGAGUGCAGAACUCAAUAGCAGACUCCUCUUCUGUCAUUUCUCUGGGGUCUCAGCGUUUCUGGUUUGGAAAUGACUUUAUAUGUCUAUCCCUGGAAAUGAUGUCAUAAUUCAACUUAAUUUUAGUUUUCACUUUACCACUAGUGUUUGGAGAUGAAGGAACACAAAGUUAAUGCUUCCAAUAAUUUAGAGUGAUGAUAGCAAUUCCUUCUUGUAUGUUGAAAUACUUUUAAUAGUUGAAUUGUUUUUAUUUAUUUAUGUGUUUGUAAAAAAUAAAAUUAUUGAAGGAAAUUUUCAGUCCUUCCAGAGACAUAAAAUCUAUACAGUUUUAUUAAUGUAGCUAUUCACAUUUAAUAACUGUAAAUUGUUUCAUGUUUUCUGUUAAGCCACCCACCCCAUUCUCUAUAUAAGCACACUUGGUUGGUUUAUCAGAUGAGAUCAGACACACUCAGGGUGGUAUGGCCAAAGACAACUUGGUUGGUUUAUUACUGACUUUGUUCUCCAUGUGCGUUACUCCCAGCUGCAAGAACCUCAGAGAUUAUUUAUUCUACUCUUCCUUUUUGAUGUGCGGAAACAGUACUACAGUUUCUACCAUUCUAAACCUGGAGACCACAGGUCUAAGACAUCAGCUAUCUAAGACAUGUAUAUAGAUGGGCUUCAUGAGAUCUGUGAAACUUCUGAAAUAUAUGUGAAGUACUGUGUGUGGAUUUAUUCUUCUGGGAUAUUACGGUCUAAGAUUGCUUUGAUCCUAUUCUCAGAGGAGUCUCUAACCCUAUAAAAGUUUAAAAACUAUGGUUUUUAUUUUAUAUCAGAUGAUUUUUAAAAGCCACUUGAAAUAGUAAAUUGCAUACAGUUACAGAACAGUUAGUGAUUUCAAGAUAUCCUUGACUUUUAGAAGAUUCAUUCAAAGGCAGAGAUUAUAGAUUAUAUAAAUAUUUAGGGCCUGUCCCAAAGAAUUUUUUUAUGAGCACAUCUUCACCUUUAAAUCAAAAAGUGAGGCAAAUUACAUUCAGUGUAAAUAUUGGCAACCUACAAAAGCUAAGAAACUGCAAAACCUGAAAUGAAAUCAAACUUAAAUCUUUGGGGGACGUCAUUGUGGCAUGGCAGCUUAAUCCACAGCACUUGGGAUGCCCACAUCCCAUAUCCAAGUCCUGGAGUAAAGCUCAGGAAGGCUGAUGAUGAAAACCAUUAAUGAAAAUAGAAGAGUGUUAAAAAGCAAUAAUGUGGUCAGACAAUACUAAAAUUGAUUUCAAAACUAAAAUCAGACCAGAGAAGCCAAAAUAUUGUAUUCACAAGCCAACAGUAUGUUAGUCAAGGGUUCCGGGGGGGGGGGGGGGGGGCAAA